AUGGUUGGGGCAGCAUUUUUGAAAGGAAUCAAAUCUUCAGGAAAGGUUGUUUAUUUCACUGCAAUUAUCCCGUAUGUGGUUGUGACGAUACUCCUGAUCCGAGGGGUUACCCUGGAGGGAGCCUCUAAAGGAAUUGAAUUCUACAUCGGAAGCCAUUCAGACUUCUCCAAACUGGCUGAUGCUCAGGUCUGGAAAGAUGCUGCAACACAAAUUUUCUACUCGACAUCAGUGGGUUGGGGCAGUUUAAUCACAUUGUCAUCCUACAACAAAUUCCACAACAACUGUUACCAAGAUACCAUCAUUGUCUGUGUUGUUAAUUGUGCUACGAGUGUGUUUGCGGGAUUUAUCAUCUUCUCCACUCUUGGACACAUGGCUCAUGUGCAAAACAAGCCCGUUUCAGAGGUUGCACGGUCAGCUGCAGAAGAGGCGUCCGCAAGCGACCCGGGGGGCUUACUUUCGGUGGCGAGCCUCGUGGGAGUAAUAUCCAAACUUCAUGCAAAGAUUGACGCUUUUAUAGAAGAAUCCUGA
Messenger RNA from Hemiscyllium ocellatum (epaulette shark), 528 nucleotides. Its product is annotated as sodium- and chloride-dependent neutral and basic amino acid transporter B(0+)-like. Gene Ontology annotation, biological process: sodium ion transmembrane transport. Gene Ontology annotation, molecular function: L-proline transmembrane transporter activity. NCBI's taxonomy places the organism in Eukaryota, Metazoa, Chordata, Chondrichthyes, Orectolobiformes, Hemiscylliidae. The transcript is spliced from 4 exons. The record is from RefSeq and is a predicted model, not a curated record. Gene Ontology annotation, cellular component: membrane. Bases 1 to 528 code for a protein of 175 amino acids.